AGAUAAAACUAUAACGUUACAAACUGUUCCUACGUGAAAGAAAGAAAUGUGAAAUUAGUUUUGUAAUUAAAGGUGGCAUCAGUAAACAAAUGAACAUGUUUAUCAUAUCUGAUAACAGAAAGACAAUAAGGCACGUAACCGAGAUAGAAAGAUUCACUCAACUCGAGAAGGUUUCCUCCGUCAGUAGUAGCAAAACAUGUUCAGUUAAUAGGCAAAUAUUCACACCUCAUUAGGCGUUAGCAACGUUUAUACCUCAUGAGGCGGUAACACGAUAUCCAGAGUUGGGAUUUGAAAUAACAGAACUGAAGCCAUGAAGCGGUUACAGAAAUGUUGUUGUGCUGCGUCGACCCGCACGGGCACGCUGAUCACAGCUGUCCUUGGGAUCAUUCUGUCUAUAGCCACCAUUGUCUUGGUGUGGGUCGUGAAGAGGCACAGAAUCACAUUCAGCACUUUCAUCUUUGAUGAAGAUUUUGAUAGAAAACUUUCAGAUCUAGACAUUCCGCGGAUAAUAUUAACUAUAAACUUAUGUUUUACCAUAUUGAUAUGUUCACUCCUGAUUGUGGCUGUUCAAAAACGACGGUCAUGGCUGAUGCUCCCGUGGGUGGUGCUCGGUAUCGUGCUGGCCAUCGGGCUGCUGAUCAGCGUGCUGCACACCUCCAUCACGUACUACCUUGACAAGGAAGACCACGUCCUCAUUGCUACCAUCAUACUGAUUGGUGGGCUUUUCUAUUUGUGUCUGUACCUCUACCUAUGGGCAGUGGUAUUCAGCCAUUAUCUGGACGUCCGUGACGAGGAGGAGCGGGGCCGAUACCGCAAGGCUCCAUACAGGCGAUGAAGCCCUCACGACAUUACUAGACUGCUAUACUUUAAAUCUCAUCAUUGUCUAAUCUCAAUGCUUUUAUAUGAAUAAUCAGCUGCGCGUCAAUGCUUAAUGAACUGUUACCCAAACUGAAAAUCUUAAAAAAAAACAUAUGUCAUUUGGGUAAUGUUUUUUUUUAGACUUUGACCAAGGAACAUAUACAAGUGCAGGUAAAGAGUGAAAUCACUCUGUCGAUACCGCUGUUCUGAGACCAGAACAGCAGACUGUAAAAACUCACGUUCUGUUGAUACCUGGUUUAUUAAAUAUUGUUUUAUAUUUUUUAAUUAUUUCUCACUGAAUUCAAUCUCAAUAUCUACGUACCUACAACGAUUAGAAAAUACGUGAUGAGGUGUUGUCACUGACGCGCAGUCGACUGUUGCAUAGAAUUUUAUUGUCAUCUUAUUAUAAAUAAGAAACAAUGCAUGAAUACAAAAUAUACAUCUAAAUGUAGAAAUGUGAAGUGUCUUAAUAGUGCCUUAACUAGAAGUCAGAAAUAUAUUUUUAUAAAUUUUUGGUGUGAUUAAAUACUUUUAAAUUUAAUAUUUUGAUCUGAACAAUUGUACUUUUAAAUCAAUAAUAUAGGACGGACAUAUUAGUGUUGUAUUAUACCUUACUCUACUUGAUACAUGAAAGGAAAGGCUUAAACUAAUAAAUAAUUCGGAUGCCAUUUUACAACUGAAUGAAAAAUGCGAUGAAAAAGCCAUUUUAGUACUUAGUUACCAACGGUACCAAUGGACCAAUGGUACCAAGUUUCUGAUGUCUUACUUACUUAAGUACAAUCAAUAUAGCUAGUAAAUAUUCCGACAUAACCCAUCUUCUGAAAGAAUGUAAUUUUUAAUACUUAUGAGUAAGAAAACAAUUUAAUCGAUUGUUAUUUACUUAUUUUUAUAUUUAUUUAACAAUUUUAGUGUUUAAAUGAUACAUAGUUAUGUUUAAGUACCUACUUCAUUUUAAUAAAUGUUCAAGAAUAAUA
Molecule: messenger RNA, 1832 nt
Organism: Trichoplusia ni (cabbage looper)
Lineage: Eukaryota; Metazoa; Arthropoda; Insecta; Lepidoptera; Noctuidae
Exons: 5
Coding region: 311-835 (174 amino acids)
Source: RefSeq, a predicted model, not a curated record